Acaulospora morrowiae is the source of this 327-nucleotide messenger RNA. Lineage: Eukaryota; Fungi; Glomeromycota; Glomeromycetes; Diversisporales; Acaulosporaceae. The record is from the annotation of a GenBank genome assembly.
AUGUCUAAAGAAAAAUCUUUCCUCAAAUCUUCUAAUAAAUAUUUAGAUCCUUAUACUGUUACUAAGAUUCUUAUUCAAGAGGUUAAAGUUCUUCAAGACCAGAAUAAAAUUGCUUUUCAUACUGCUGUUGUUCAAUAUUAUAACUUUUAUGAUAAAAAUUAUCAUUAUAUUUCUCUAGAAGAUACUUCAUCAUCUCAAGAUUCUUUUCUUGUUUCUGAAGAUUUUCAAGAUUUCUUCAAAGAUAUUCUCACUGAAUUAUUAGCUAAAGAUUCAAUAGAACCUAAAAUUUCUGAUAAUAUAUCUAGCUUUGUUAAUGAUUUAAAUUAA